Molecule: messenger RNA, 1896 nt
Organism: Entrophospora candida
Lineage: Eukaryota; Fungi; Glomeromycota; Glomeromycetes; Entrophosporales; Entrophosporaceae
Source: the annotation of a GenBank genome assembly
AUGAAUUUUAAAUUGUGUAAUAAAGAUUUAGAAGGUUAUUUAAAUUUAACUGGUUUUGUUAAUUUAAAGAAUUUGGAUUGCUCAAAUAACCAAUUAACCAGUUUAAAUGUGGUUGAUUGUUUGCAAUUGGAAAGCAUUCAGUGUGAUUCUAACAAACUCACUAGUCUAAAUUUGUCUGGUCUAAACCAAUUAAAGGUAGUCAGUUGUAGUGAUAAUUAUCUAACUAACUUUGAUUAUUUCUCUUCUGAUCUUAAUUUUGAUAACUUGAUUGCUUUAAAUAUAAGGAAUAAUAACCUUGCUGGGCAGGAUUUAUCUUUGGAACCUUUAAAAAAUGCCCUCAAGUUGGAAAUUUUGGACAUUUCUAAUACUGAUAUUGAUUCUGGUUUGGAGUAUUUACCAAAGAGCUUGAACAUAGAGGAAAUUUAUUAUUCCAAUGAGUAUAGACCUGAAAGUUGUUUAAUUUUAUUUUAUCCAAAGGAAAAGAAAAAAGAAAUUACUGAAUUAAAUAUUAAUGAAGAAAGUUUAGAAGGUUAUUUGAAAAUUGAAGGAUUCAUUAAUCUUAGAGAGUUACGUUGUUAUAAUAACCAACUUAUUUCCUUAGAAGUAGUUAAUUGUCCUAAUUUAGAGUUAAUUAAUUGUGAUCAUAAUCAACUUAAAAGAUUAGAUAUUCAAAAUUGUUUUAAUUUAAGAACGCUUAGUUGUCAAAAUAAUCUUUUAAAUAAAUUGGAUUUAAGUCAAAAUGGUAAGUUAGAAAUAUUAAACAUUGAUGAUAAUAAUUUUCCUCCUCAAGAUUUGUCUUUUUUAAGUCAUUUGUUCAAUUUGAAAGGUUUAGGACUAGGAAAUGGUAAUGAAAAGAGGAUAAAAAAAGGUAUUUAUAAUCAUUUUGUUGGUUCUCUAAAAUUUUUGCAAAAUAUGGCUAAGUUAGAAAUAUUAGGUAUUGAUAAUACUGAUCUGAGCGAUGAUCUAGAGUACUUGCCUGAUAGUGUUAGAUUUUUUUGGUGUUCAGCAAAAUACAGAGGUGAUUCUAAAGUAAAGAAUAUUUAUAAUCUUCUCACUGGCGAAUUAGGAGAAAAGAUGACAGAUGAGAAAUUUGGAUUUAUAAAGGUAACUUAUGAUGGUGAUGUCAAACUUGUUCCUAAAGGUUAUGGCGAAAUAUCAAAUGAUUCUAAACACCCAAAAGUAACUGUUAGUAAGUUAGAUAUCAAAGAAAAAAGUUUGGAGGCUAGUUUGGAUCUGAAUAACUUUGUGAACUUAGAAGAAUUAGAUUGUUCUUUUAAUCAAUUAAGUAAACUUGACCUAAGUAAUUGUUUUAAUCUUAGAAAAAUUAAUUGUUCAAAUAACAUUUUGCUUACAGAGGUUAAGUUGCCCCUAGAUGGAAAAAAAUUGGAAGAAUUAAAUUUAGAAAAUAACAAUCUUUCAAGACAGAAUUUAUCAUGUUUUAGCAACUUGAUAAAUUUAAAGGAGUUAAAUAUUGGAAGUUUUGAAAAAAUAGGAGCAAAAGUCCCAGAGAAAAAUAACAUAGAAAAUAAAUAUAAUCGAUUUUAUGGUAGUUUGGAACCUUUAAAAAACUUAACCAAACUAGAAAGUCUCGAUAUUAGUAGUACCGAUGUUGACUCCGGCUUAGAAUACUUGCCUGAUAGUUUAAAAGUACUUAAAUGUUUUACUGAUAAAAAACCAGAAGCUAAACCUUUAAAAACAGUGAUAACUGUACCUGCUCUAACCAGUCAAAGUGAAUUGUCACUAUCAGAAAAAGAAAAGUUGCCGCUUCGACUUUAUAAUAUUGGAAGAGGUAUAACAGACUUAGAAACAAAAAACAUCGAAGAGUUAAAAAAGCAUGUUGAUUCAAAAGAGCAAAUUGAUAUAAAGAAAAAUUAUGCUACCUUAUCUUAUGUUUGA